Messenger RNA from Fulmarus glacialis (Northern fulmar), 2058 nucleotides. It is a transcript of the gene ADD1, whose product is annotated as adducin 1 (alpha). The annotation marks the transcript as partial. Gene Ontology annotation, molecular function: actin filament binding. Gene Ontology annotation, biological process: positive regulation of establishment of endothelial barrier; positive regulation of adherens junction organization; barbed-end actin filament capping. The record is from RefSeq and is a predicted model, not a curated record. The transcript has 11 exons. Gene Ontology annotation, cellular component: postsynaptic density; focal adhesion; adherens junction. Lineage: Eukaryota; Metazoa; Chordata; Aves; Procellariiformes; Procellariidae.
GCCAGAGUAAAUUCUGAGCAGGAGCACUUCCUCAUUGUACCUUUUGGACUCCUCUAUAGUGAAGUCACUGCAUCUAGUCUGGUUAAAAUCAAUAUUCAGGGAGAUGUAGUUGAUCGUGGAAGCACUAACCUGGGAGUAAACCAAGCUGGUUUUACUUUGCACUCUGCAAUUUAUGCAGCUCGACCUGAUGUUAAAUGCAUUGUUCAUAUUCAUACGCCAGCAGGGGCAGCGGUUUCUGCAAUGAAGUGUGGUCUCUUGCCGAUUUCACCUGAAGCACUUUCUCUGGGGGAAGUAGCUUAUCAUGACUACCAUGGUAUUUUAGUGGAUGAUGAAGAAAAGGUGGUUAUUCAGAAAAAUUUGGGGCCUAAAAGUAAGGUCCUUAUUCUCAGAAACCAUGGCUUAGUAUCAGUUGGAGAGACUGUUGAGGAGGCUUUCUACUAUAUUCAUAAUCUAGUGCUUGCCUGUGAGAUUCAAGUACGUACCCUGGCCAGUGCAGGUGGACCUGACAAUUUAGUGCUUUUAGAUCCCGGAAAGUAUAAAGCCAAGUCUCGUUCCCCUGAGUCUCCAGCAGGUGAGGGUACUGUAUCCCAUCCAAAAUGGCAGAUUGGCGAACAGGAAUUUGAAGCUCUUAUGCGAAUGCUCGAUAAUCUGGGUUACAGAACUGGCUAUCCAUAUCGAUGCCCUGCUCUGAGAGAGAAAUCUAAAAAGUACAGCGAUGUUGAGAUUCCAGCUAGUGUCACAGGUUACUCCUUUACUAGUGAUGGCGAAUCAGGCACUUGCUCCCCCCUCAGACACAGUUUUCAGAAACAGCAGCGAGAGAAGACAAGGUGGCUGAACUCUGGCCGAGGGGAUGAUGCUUCUGAAGAAGGGCAGAAUGGCAGCAGUCCCAAGUCGAAGACUAAGUGGACUAAAGAGGAUGGACAUAGAACUGCCACCUCUGCUGUCCCUAACCUGUUUGUUCCAUUGAACACCAAUCCAAAGGAGGUUCAAGAAAUGAGGAACAAGAUCCGAGAGCAAAAUUUACAAGAUAUUAAAACCGCAGGCCCUCAAUCACAGGUUCUUUCUGGGGUAGUUGUGGACAGGAGUCUUGUACAGGGAGAACUGGUGACUGCAUCAAAGGCAAUAAUUGAGAAAGAGUAUCAACCAAAAGUCAUAGUGAGCACAACCGGACCAAAUCCCUUCAAUAAACUCACUGAUCGAGAACUGGAAGAAUAUCGCAAAGAAGUAGAAAGAAAGCAGAAGGGACCAGAAGAACCUUCAGAAGAUGGCAGACAACAGAAAGAGAGAAGUCCCCCUGAUCACACUUCAGCUCGCACUCCUCCCAGUACACCGAUUAAAAUAGAGGAAGAGACACAGCAGGACCAGACCUACAAAGAUGACAGUGACGCUGCAACUUUCAAGCAAACCCUCCCAGAUCUCACCCCUGAUGAGCCUUCAGAAGCACUCAGCUUCCCUCCCUUAGGAAAGGAGGAAGGGAGAUGUGAUGAAGAUGUGCCCAAAAGCCAAAUGGAAUCACCUGCAGUGGAAAAUAAGGAACCCCAGUCUCAGCCUGCUGAAGAGCCAGUAACACCAACAGCUGAGGAGGGGACAGCAGCUGAUGCAGGUAGUGAUGAAUCUCCAGGGAAGUCCCCGUCGAAAAAGAAAAAGAAGUUUCGCACUCCUUCCUUCCUGAAGAAGAGCAAAAAGAAGAGUGACUCCUAAAGGCCAAACACACUGCAGAAACACUGUCAUAUUUUAAAAUUCAUUAACCACUAGAAUGUACCAGAUCGUACUGAGUGUUUUGUCUUAUUACGUAAAUGAAUGCAGCAAGUAAUCCAGCCAGCCCCUCAAGUUAUGGCUUGAUUGUUUAAGGUUAUAACCAGAAACUAAUGUCCAAAAAGGUGCUAAUCCUGUGUUUUCAGCAGCUACCAGAGAUCUGAUCCCUAAUUUGUAAUCAAAUGUAAAUGACUUCCAUGUGGAAGGCAUUGAAUCACUAUUUUUAAUUUAAAGCCUGCACUGCUUUACAAAAGAAUUAAAAAAAAAUUUCACAAUUGAAAAUAAAACACACGUUGCUUACCA